This is a messenger RNA of Canis lupus familiaris (dog), 1320 nucleotides long. RefSeq lists its product as uncharacterized. The coding region runs from base 604 to 1299 and encodes 231 amino acids. The transcript has 5 exons. The record is from RefSeq and is a predicted model, not a curated record. NCBI's taxonomy places the organism in Eukaryota, Metazoa, Chordata, Mammalia, Carnivora, Canidae.
GGAUGCCUCUGGCCUGCGCUUUCAGUUGCUGCCACCCGGGCCAGGUACCCCGCGGACCCCAUAGGAAUAGAGACCGAGUGUGCAGUCUGCAGCGCCCGGUGCGCCCGCGGUCCUGGAACCAGGGGAAAGCUCUUUCUCUCAGGGCUACCGGCAUCUUUUCUGCUUGCAGAGGACAAACGUGGUCCGCCCUACAUCCAGGAAGCGCCAAGCCCGGAGCUUUGCUUACAAGCCCUUGGAGAGAAAAGCGGUCCUUUCUUUUCCGUCCAGCCUGUAACCGCUCUGGCUCAGGCACAUCACUGUGUGCUGUGUUCUCUGCAGUGGGCGCCCUGUCUUGGCUCUUUCCCUGCCCUUUCCAUCAGCUGCCAGACAGAUGCCCACAAACAGCGAACUGGAAAAGGAUGUCCGUGGGGUUCCGCGUUCGGUUCCGCGUUCGUGAAUUCAGGUCUUAAGUCUGCUACUCGCUGGCUACCUAACCUUAAAACAGCUGUCACCACUGUAAAGCCUUGCUGCUCAGUCUUGGCAACCACUACUCUACUUCCUGUUUCUAGGAAUUUGAUGACUCUAGGUGCUUCAUAGAAUCCAGGGUCCUACGAAGGGUUACAUAUGGCAGCAUGGCAUGCGAGGGAGAAGAGACGGGGAGAGAGGCCCAGCAGCUCGAUCUCUUGGCACAGAUGUCUGAGGGGCCCUUCUGAGUCCUUGGAUCCCCCGAAAAUCUCAGACACCCGAAGUUGUCGGUGGACUGUUAUCUGCUUCUUACCAAAUGUGGAUUCCAAGGAGACCAACGGAGUGUGGGGACCCCCAGGGGCAGAAAAUCCGUCCUUUAACACCUUUGACGCAUCCUUGACAUCCAUCUACAGCUUCGCUGAUGACCUGGGCUACCAGGGGAGCCAGGAGCUGACCAGUGAAGAAGACCCCAGCCUGCCGCAGUCCAAAAGGCAGAAGCGGAGCAAGGUGGCCAAUGUGUGCAUGAGGAAGGAUAAGGUGAAGGAGGAGGAGGACGAGGAAGAGGCCGAGAGUGCCACUCUGCCCCGGCGAUCCUUGAGGGUGAGACGCAAGCUGCCCCUGUACUCGCGGGCGUGCCAGCUGGGGCAGAAGAAACAACCUAGCACCCUGGGAAGCAGCCACAGCACGCCCACAUCCAAGACCAAGUCCUCCCGCUGGAGCAUAGCCGGCUUCCUCCAGUACCUGUGCAGCUGCUGUAGCUGGUGGUGCCUGAGGCCAGGGCAGGAUGAGCAGGGUGACCCCUAUGAGGAAGGUCCGGCCAGGAACCAGGAGAACCCCAACAGUAACCCUUUGUAAAUAAAGCAGUUUAUUUUUGAA